Messenger RNA from Chionomys nivalis (European snow vole), 6000 nucleotides. RefSeq names its product pleckstrin homology domain containing A1 (gene Plekha1). Gene Ontology annotation, molecular function: PDZ domain binding. The coding region runs from base 2537 to 3751 and encodes 404 amino acids. The record is from RefSeq and is a predicted model, not a curated record. The transcript is spliced from 12 exons. Lineage: Eukaryota; Metazoa; Chordata; Mammalia; Rodentia; Cricetidae. Gene Ontology annotation, cellular component: cytoplasm; membrane.
UUGGAUAAGUCGGUCGUUAUCUAUUGUAAUGGGAUUUUCUGUACUCUAAUGAAGUCGUUGCCCUUUGUAAAUUAGUUUUCUACCUAGAAAAGCCUGUUUCCUGUGUGUUUAAUGACCGGAACAAAUAGCCCACUCCAAGGUUUAUACCAUUGUCUUUUAUCUUAAAACUGUAGAGCAGUCUGCUUUAUUUCCCUCGAGGACUAGCGUCCACGCUUUUCUUCGUUGACUACCACUGGAAGAAUCUACUGCAAAGUUUAGUGAUUCAAGCUUUGGGGGCAAAACUGAAAAACCAUUUUUAGUUUACUGCUGGACUUGAGGAACUAUUACUUCAAAAAUAGUAACAUGCAUUUUGAAUGCAAUGCGUGCGCCUUAAUUUUUUUUCUUGCCGACACUUGUGGCAAAGCAUUUUUCCUCAAAAUUGAAUAAUUCAUAUUUUGUACUAACUCUCUUCUUAGGGAAAGUUAAAUUUUUUUUAAGAGCAGAGGUACGUUUAAACUGGAAUACUAAAUCAGACAGAAUUCAAAUUAAUAGUUUAUUUUAUAGUGUUAUAAACCCGACAGUGUGCCAAGUGACAUUUCUUCUGAGAAGUAACCCUGUGUCAGGGAAUAUACGGUGAAUCCGGUGAAUCUGUGCAUGUAGUAAAGGGUCAAUAGCCUGCCACAGCAGGGAAGUGGUAUAUACAUGUUGCCUUCUAUCUCCCUUAUCCUGUUAGCCAAUAGUUUCACUGUUGCUGUUGCGGGGAAAGGAGCAGGUUUGUAUCUUUUUUUUUUCUGUCUGGAUUUAGCAAUGUAGCAAAAUAGGAAAGAGGUCUUGUGUACAUCUGUUUGGCGGAGACUGAGACAGCGGGGCAGGAUAAGUAUACAAUUGUGAGGAAGCGGCGGUGAGUUCAUAAGCAGGAAGGACCUUUUUAGAAGUAUUUAAGGAUGUUAAGAAUAGCAUUGGAUUCUUUAAACAGUUAUUGUGGGCAGUAUUCAGAGAUGGGAUAAGAUAUUGUGGGCAAUGCCCAGGAAGACACUUGAGAAAGGUGGAAGCUUCCAUCUCUCUGUGGACUUUUCUACUGAUAACAUGACUUCUGGGCCUAAGGCGGAGCUAAAGUUCUUUACUAUUAUGCACCUAGUUAGAUUGCAGAUCCCCCACCUCCCGUAUUUCGUAAGCCAGAAGGAAAUGUAAGAAAUAGUUAAUUAGUAUGAUUCAGAUCAGACUUUAUCAUGGUCAUGUUGUGUGGUGUGCACUUGUCUUGUUCUUGUUUAGAAGCUGUCAUGUAAGAAUGAGGAAGAUGGCUUUUGGUAGAUUGUAGUGACCGUACAGAUGUGCCAGUAGCUACUCUGCUCUAAGAAGUUUCAAGACUGUGGUAGUCGGGUGUUUCUCCCCAUUACUAAGGGUGGUUAUGCAGGUCCAUAGGCUAUUGUAUUAUUGAGAAGUCUGAGCUAGUGACAGGAAAGGUAAGACAGUUUUAAUGUUCGUUGCUUUCAGUCGUGUUUGAAGGAUCUUUCUUUUUUUCUCUCAUACCCCAAGAGUAAGGCUAGCUUUUCUAUCAUUUACAGCUAUUAAAAACUCAAGUCAGACAGAGCUGGGCGUAGUGGCUUACUCCUUUAAUCCCAGCACUUGGGAAACAGAGUCAGACAGAUCUCUGUGAGUAACAGAACAGUCUGUUCUACAUAGUGAGUUUCAGGACAGCCAGAACUACAUAGUGAGACCCUAUCUAGGACUCCCCCCCCAAAAAGAAAGCUCUAUUCUAAUCUAUUCCAAUUUAAAACAUCUGUCUGAUAUUUAAUUUAGAACUACUUUCCUCUCUUACCCAGAGUCUGGCCACUUACUGCCUAAAGCUCUUGGGAUACAGAGGGAUUGCUAUUUAUUACUGUGUAGCUUUUGCUGUACCUCUUUGGGGAUCUGCUUGGAUAGGGACUGGUCAGAAGAAUGGAAAAAUGCACUUAUUCCUUAUCUGUUCCUCCUUAAUUAAUGGUGGCGGGUCUGACACACAAGCUGAUAUUACUGGUGAGUUUUUGCAUGGCGACUCCCUGCUGCACAGUUCCUGCAUAUGAAAUUUCUCUGCCCAGGCCUUUUCCAUUUCUCACUCCACCAGCUUGUUCCCUUUAGUGUGUAGGGGUGAAGAGGGUUAAGGAUCUUUUUCUUUAUAGUCAAGUUUUUUGAUGAUGCCAAGACCGCUUGAGUACCACUAUGCCUGCCUUUGCCGUUCAAGCCACUGGAAACUCGCUUCUUUGCUUGCGGGCUGCUUAAGACUGCCUUUCUGCGCCUGCUGCUUUCUCGGAGGCAGAGCCUGUUGCAUAGUCUGCUGUGCAGACUGAAAGUGAAUUGGAACGUGCAGUGCCAGUCUCCCUGUCUCCUAGGCAUUCCAAGUUUUAGUGAAUAGAAUGUCUAUUUGCUGGUGAAUACUUUCUGUCUUCUCCCUGAAGACAUGGGACACUUCCCUCUCUCUCUGUCAGUUACUUCUACUGAGGAAAAGGAUGUUAAGGAGGUACUCGGAGUGCCAGAGCCCUGAGAGCUGUAUGUGGCAGUGUAAUGUUCAAGCCCAGAAAUGCCUUAUGUGGAUCGGCAGAAUCGCAUUUGUGGUUUUCUAGACAUUGAAGAAAAUGAGAACAGUGGGAAAUUUCUUCGACGGUAUUUCAUCCUGGAUACCAGAGAGGACAGCUUCGUAUGGUACAUGGAUAAUCCACAGAACUUGCCUUCAGGAUCAUCACGGGUUGGAGCCAUUAAACUUACCUACAUUUCAAAGGUUAGUGAUGCAACUAAGUUAAGGCCAAAGGCAGAGUUCUGUUUUGUUAUGAAUGCAGGGAUGAGAAAAUACUUCCUACAAGCCAAUGAUCAGCAAGACUUAGUGGAGUGGGUAAAUGUCUUGAACAAAGCUAUAAAAAUUACAGUACCAAAGCAGUCAGAUUCACAGCCGGCUUCUGACAGCCUGAGUCGCCAAGGUGACUGUGGCAAGAAGCAAGUGUCUUACAGAACUGAUAUUGUUGGUGGUGUUCCCAUCAUCACUCCAACUCAGAAAGAAGAAGUAAAUGAAUGUGGUGAAAUUAUUGACAGAAACAAUUUGAAACGGUCCCAAAGCCAUCUUCCCUACUUUACACCUAAGCCACCUCCAGACAGUGCAGUUAUCAAAGCUGGGUAUUGUGUGAAGCAAGGAGCAGUGAUGAAGAACUGGAAAAGAAGAUAUUUUCAAUUGGAUGAAAAUACAAUAGGCUACUUCAAAUCUGAACUGGAAAAGGAACCUCUGCGGGUAAUACCACUUAAAGAAGUCCAUAAAGUCCAAGAGUGUAAGCAAAGUGAUAUAAUGAUGAGGGACAACCUGUUUGAAAUUGUAACGACGUCUCGAACGUUUUAUGUGCAGGCUGAUAGCCCUGAAGAAAUGCACAGUUGGAUUAAAGCAGUCUCUGGCGCCAUCGUAGCCCAGCGGGGACCUGGCAGAUCAGCAUCUUCUGAGCAUUCCGGCUGCCCUUCAGAAUCCAAAUACACUGUCCGCCCUGCCGGGGCAGCAGCAGCCACCUCACAUUCCGCAGCCUCUCGCAGCCACUCUCUGGUCUCAAGCUAUACCAUGGAGAAGCGAGGAUUUUAUGAAUCUCUUGCCAAGAUCAAGCCAGGGAACUUCAAGGUCCAGACUGUCUCUGCAAGAGAAUCAGCUUCCAAAGUGACUGAACAAGCUCUGCUUAGACCUCAGAAUAAAAAUGGCCCUCAGGGAAAAGAUGGUGAGCCAGUGGACUUAGAUGAUGCCAGCCUGCCAGUCAGUGAUGUGUAGGGCUGCCUGCCCCACUCAUCCCUCGGUGUCCUUUCGUGAGGAUUCUAGCCAAAGAUGAUAGAGGAUGGAUGGUUUCAGUGCUUAUAUUAUAUUGUCUCUUGGGUGUACUCUAUAAACUGGCAAACCGAGAAUCUAGGGAGUGGCCAAGUCAAUGUAAUUUCUUUAAGAAAGGAAGGAAAAAAGCUGUCUCCAUAUCAACUGUCUGAAGCUUUAUGUGUUUGGGUAGUAAAAAUGUGUGUGUGACUUUUUUUUUUCUAGUGACUUUGAAAUUUUAAAUAACAACUUAAAAACAUUAAAAUUUCUUAUUAUUUGGUCAUUUAAAAAUGCUAAUAUGACUCCCUAUAAAAUACUCAAUAUUUACACAUUCUUAUCAGUUAACAUUAUCAAAUGGGACAUUGCCAGACAAAAAUUCUUAAACUCAUGAUGUCUGUGGUGCUGCAAAAUUUAUAUUGCAAUGUGGAUUAUAUAGAAAUUCUAACCAUUUUUGAUAUCAGGUGAGUGGUAAAUUUUGCAUAGAAGAUUUGAUUAGACUGUUGGUGCAGGUAGGAGUUGAACGGGGGUGGAGCAGCAAAGGUGAGGGAUUAGAGCUAAGCUAUGGCUAAGGUUUUUUUCUUUUUGGUGAGGACUUUUUUUUUUGAGACAGGGUUUCUUUGUAGCCAUGGCUGUCCUGGAACUUGUGAUGAUCCUCCUGCCUUUGCUGCCUCCCAAAUUAUAGGCAUGUGUUACACAGUGUGAUACUUGUUUGAAAAAGCUUAGAAUUUGCACCUAUCAGUAUUUUAUUUCAGUAAAAAUUAUUUGGUCAUAAAUUUUGGGAAGAUCUGAUUUUUUUCCCCCAAGACAGUUUCUAUAUGUAGUCCUUGCUGUUCUGGAACUUGUUCUGUAGACCAGGCUGGCCUAAAACUCACAGAGAUCUCCUGAGUGCUGGGAUUAAAGGCAUGUACCACCAACAUCCAGCUGAUUUUUUUUUUUUUUUUGUAAAUAGAUCUUAUUUUUGAAUUUGGAUUAGUGAAAGACCUCUCAGUCCAUAUGUGAAGUUAUAACUGCCCUUAGUCAUGAAAUUGUUGUGGCCUCUACUUUUUCAUCAUUAAUAACCUAUAUUCAAGUGCCUGUGUCUUCUCAUCUCAUUUAGGAUGUGCUCCAAGUCCUACAUGAUUGGCUUUAAAUGUUUGAAUAAAUUAAUUUCAAUAGCAUAGUUUGAUAUGUUAAAUAAGAUAGCUUUUUAUGUCAGGGACACCAGAAUGUUGGUGUUCUACUAUCUGUGCAAUAUUUAUGUCUUGAAAUAAAUUGGAGUAUGCAUUUAAUCGUGGGGAUAUCCUAAAUGGAAGUACCUCUCUAAAGAACCCAUAGUUUCUGGUGUCGAGUGAUAGACUGGUUUGAGCAAGUACUGUUUUGUGGCAAAGUCUUAAGUGUUUGCUUUUCCCAGGCUGCUGCUCUGUAGUACUCCCAGUCCCACACACUUCUGUUCUGGUGACAUGGGUGUUAGUGUUUUGCCUUUUUUAUGUUCUAAGACUACUUGUUGGAGGAGGAGAUCGCUUCUGCGUGGGGUCUAGGGGCCGAGAUGUGUUAUUUAGUUGCCCAGCACAAGAACAUACCACUUACUUUUUGUAUUCAUAAGCUAAUAUGUUAGAGUUCUAUGUAGUUUUCUUUUUUGCAGCUGCAUUGGAAAACCAUAGGACAACGAGGUUUUUAAGCAAUCACCACCCUUCUGCUGCUGUGUUCACUAUCCAGGCUCUUCGGGAAGUUCCUUUUUCACGAACAUACCUAGGAACCCAUCCGUGUACAGAUACUUCACAGUAUUGAUGAGCCUGGUGCUGUUUUCUUUGGUACAGCCUCCACAGUGCAUGUUUAUUUUAGCAUAUUUUGGUAUUGGUAAUUUGAUAUAUUUCAUGGUGGCAAAAUAUUAGCUCUAUUUUGGGACUUUUUAUAGAAUUACCCUUAUUCAAAAGCAUAGGAAUAUGUUCUUGUGGUUGUCAGAAUUUCUUAAUAUUUAUCUCAAUUCUUUUGUAAGCUAAUGGAAAUUAUUUAAUUAUUUUAAAACAUACCUUCUUGUAAAUAUGUCACAUCUGAAGUGUCAGCAGUUACUUUGAAUACCGUAAUGUUUGCUGCAUUUUUUCCUGUGUGUAUAUUGUAUCUCCUUUCAGAACAGGAAUGUGCCUCCUGAUGUUUACUGUUACACCUGCUCUCUUUGUAUGUCCGAUUGGUUGAACACUGUAAUGACUUGAGAAUAAACUGCUCAGAAUUCAUUUUCA